This is a messenger RNA of Entamoeba invadens IP1, 5775 nucleotides long. Its product is annotated as protein serine/threonine kinase, putative. The record is from RefSeq and is a predicted model, not a curated record. Bases 1 to 5775 code for a protein of 1924 amino acids. Gene Ontology annotation, molecular function: ATP binding; protein kinase activity. NCBI's taxonomy places the organism in Eukaryota, Evosea, Mastigamoebida, Endamoebidae. Gene Ontology annotation, biological process: protein phosphorylation. The transcript has a single exon.
AUGGUACUUGAGUAUCUUUUUGUAUUCUUGUUACUCUUUUGCUAUACGACGCUGUCCAUAGACAAUUGGUGCCAAAGAACAAAGAACUCACAAGAGAUAGUACUUUUAACAUCAACCAGAUGCCAAUUUGACCAGUACUGGACAGGUUUUAAAACUGAAAGAACAGAAGCUGCAACACAAUUCACUAUUUUCAGUGAUUGUUGUCAAGACGUGUAUAAUCCCCUACUCAACAAUUUGACCUUUUAUGAUGAUGGAAAAGCAACAUUGACCAAGAAAAUAACAUUUGAAUUCAGUCCAACUGCUCGUUUCAAUAGGGAUACCCAAGUUUUGAAUUUCAACAUUUCCGACAUCUCUUCUCUAUGGACUUUAGACUGUAACAAAAUUCAAGAGGGGUCAAAGCUUGUGUUUGUUGGAACAAGAACAAUAAAAACUGGAUAUGGGAACCCUUUAUUUGUUGGGAGUCGUGGAUUCACUAUUGAUGUUCAAAGCCCAUACGAGAAUUUUUAUGUGAGGAACUCCGGGGUAGCCAAUUUAAGAGUCACUGGCAAUAUGGGAUUUAAUAUGAUCUCAGACUUUUAUAAAAACACUACAACAUGUGCGUACAGAUUGACAGCGUAUGAACCCAACCUUUUGAAUCAAACGGUCAACGUCACCUCUUCAAUUCCAAAGACAAAAAUAGCGAAAUUGUGUGAAAGAGGAAAUUAUGUGAGGUAUGCAAUUUGCUCCACACAAAUACUGAACCCACCCGAGUACUGCAGUUGCACAUACGACGGAGAAUCUUUCGACUUUUUGGAUGGGAUGUUGGAUUGCAGAGACUUGAACGAAGUGUACGACUUGAAAUUACAGCCCGUUCAAAACGAAUGGCCUUUUGAAAAGAUGAGAUGGUUCUCGAUAACAACACAAGGAGUUCCAACAUACGCAACUAUACCACCACAACAAACACUCACUUUAGUUGGGCCUGUCCAUUUGCCAAACGCUUCUCUAUUCUUGUCCGGGAGUGUCGAAUUUCUCGACACGUUGUACAUAGAACGACAUGAUGUCACUUACCAACUCGGCAAUUUCAGACUCACUGCUGUUGAUAGGACUAAAGUGACUUUAAAGGACGCGGUGUUGUUUGUUGGGAACUUGGCUAAAGAUCAAAGCGCCACUUACUUUGGAUUAGUCGAAAAAGUGUGCAACCAACCUUCUAAAAAGCGAUAUCUUUCACUUGAGUCUACAAUAGGGUGUGGGUGCACACAACAAGAUGGUGGGUUUGUUCAAGGAGACUGUGAAGAUGUGAGUUUGAAGAGGUCGACUGGGCUAACUUUAAUACUUGAAAGAGAUUAUGAUGGUGGAGAAAACAAAAGGUAUUGGGACUCCAUUGUCACUUCAAGUAAAACGAAUGACACUGUUACAGUGUCUGGAAUAUAUGUAGAAUCAAAGAAGUGUGACUUUACUGGGGCAAGUGAAGUCAUCAUCAAUGCAUAUUUAAAAUGUGAGAGCCUUGUCAUUUUAUCGAGCAACGUUAUUAAAAGCACAGAAAAUGGUACCUUUUCUUUUGAUACCAUUCAAAUACAAGACAGUUUGUCUAAUGUCAACAAUUUGAAUGGUGACGCUUUGAUUCAGGUUGGAGAUGGAAAGUUGUUAGUAACAUCUGCUCUUGUGUUUGAUGCACAGAUGGACACAUUACAAGCUGCGUGUUUUGAGCUUGCUUCUGCCAAAAGUGAAUUUUCGAAAGACCUCGAGUAUGUCAAAAAAGAUAAUGUAUUUGAAAGUGUUAUUGUUAACAAAUUGUUUAGAAUGUGCAAAAGAUAUAAACCGGAUUAUGACGUUGUUUGUCAAUUGAACAAUGAAAGUUAUGGUUAUUUUGAGCAAGAGUACUGCCCAUGUAAAAUGUGUCAAAUCAAACCACAUGGUGAUAUUAUUGAUUUUAACAAUAAAAAGAUGUUAGAAGGUAUAAUAUAUGCAGAAAGUACUUUAACUCUUCGAAAUAGUGUUUAUAUUGAUUCUAUCAUGGCCAAUUUAGACAUUGUUGUUGUAAUUGAAGGAAGUACUCCCACAACAAUAAGUACUCUACUCCAAACAAAAGGAAUUUUUGUAUUAAAAACUACUCAAGAAGUUAUUGUCGAAACGUUGAAUGGAGUUACAUUGAAUCCACUCAACAAAAUAACUUUGAAAGGUCCAACAGUCAAACUUGGAAAUAUCAUUGAAGACGACAAAAGCGACAUACUUAUAGGGAGUGAUGUGGUAUCGAUAUCUGCACUUUCAGAACUUACUGGAAUUAAAGAAGAGAGCACAAAACCAAUUUUAAGGAUGGAGCAGAACACUAAGAGUAAAUUGUAUUUGACAGCGCCACAAAGUUUGUACACACGCGUUCUUUUGGAUAGAGUUCAACGUGAUAUAGAAUGCAAUAAUUGUGAAUUUGCUUGUGACCAACAGUCUGUUGUUGUGCGUAAAGAAUACUCAAAUUCAUAUGACUGUCAAAAACUUAAUCGAUACGACAGUGUUUGUAAAAUUGAUGGCACAAGCCCAACUGGUUAUAGAGAUGAAAAUGAGUAUGUUAAAUAUUCAUGUCCUUGCAAUUCUAAAUUGAGCAAAUGUAGUAUAGAAGCUGGUGAUGUUGAUGAGUUAAAUGUUGUCAACGUUGCAUCUCUUACCGUCAAAAGAGAAGUCAAAUUAAAUGCAAAUGGCCAAACGUUUACAAUAGAUGCCAAAGGUCUCAACAACUACACUAUUCAAGUUGUUGGGGAAGGUAACAUCAUUUCCUUACAAUUUGAGUCCUACCAAAAUUUGGUUGUUUCAAACAAUAAUACAAUUGUAACACCUUCCAAGUAUUUAUCCCUUAAAAUUGUAUCAUUCGAAAAGAAGACUACGACUUUAUUCUACGCUGUAACUUUGAGUACUGAAGAGUUGUGUAAAUCAUAUAUUAUACGAAAUGGUACGUAUAAAUGCAUUUCGUGUGGUGAAAUGAAGAUAUCGAAUGGUCAGUGCGUUGGGUAUAAGAGUGUUGAUAAUUGUGGAGGAUAUAGUACAAAUGGCUAUUGUGCAGAUUGUAAAGAGUCAUAUUACCUCUCUGCAACAUCCACUUAUCAGAACUGCCUUCUCAUAAAUAUUCCGAAUUGCUUGAGAGUAAGUUCUGCUUCGAAGUGUAUUCGGUGUAAAACUGGGUAUUCAGUAGUCAAUGGAAGGUGCCAAAAAUAUGAUAAAUGCAAUGGUCUCAUUGAUGGAAAAUGUAGGAAAUGUCCCGUCAAAACAUAUGAAGCAAACAAUGUAUGUGAAGGUUGUGACCCCUCUUGUUAUGAAUGUUCUUCUUCUGGUCAGUGUGAUGUUUGUGACUUCAAAACUGGCCAAGUUGAAGAAAAUGGCAUCUGCACGACAAAAGUUGGGUCGAAUUCAGUCACGGAUUCUUCGGUUAUUUCGUGCCAAAAUGGGUAUUACUUAUUUUCUGGUGUUUGUGAAAAGUGCAGUGGCUCGUUUACUUUUUGUGAAGUUUGCAACAAAGACGCAUGUUUGAAGUGUAGCAGAGACACUGUUUUGGUUGAUAAGAAAUGUGUGACUAUUGAUCUUUGUGAAGCCACACAAAAUACAAUUUGUCGAUGUUCUAAUGGAUAUCAUUUUGAUGGUUCAAGUUGUCAAAAAUGUCCUCUGGGUUGUUUGACUUGCCACACUGAUACCAAUUGUUCUUCUUGUGAACCCGGAUAUUACUUCCAAAAUGGAAAAUGCACUCUUUCUGAGUUAGUUGAAGACUCUUCGAAGUGUGAAACAACCACUGAAGGACACUGUUCUUUGUGUUCAAAUGGAUACAUUUUAACGAAUGGGAUUUGUGAGAAUUGUUCAACAAAUUGUCUAAGUUGUGCUGUGAAAAGUACGACUUGUAUGAGUUGCCGUGAAGGCUAUGUUUUACAACAAUAUGGUGGGAAUGUGUGUAAAAACAAAACAGAAACAAAUGCUAUAUGUCAAGACUUCACUUUGGAUUUAACAGGUUGUAUUUUGUGCAAAAAAGGAUAUUACAAUAAAGGAUUUGAGUGCAUUCCAUGUUUGAGUAAUUGUGAUAGUUGUUUGGACAGUUUGACAUGUAAUGUGUGUAAAACAGGGUUUUAUUUCCAAGACACGAGUCAUUGUGAAGAUAAGAUGUUGUUAACAAACUGCAAGAAGAUAACAGAUAGUGGGUGUGAGCAAUGUGAAGAUGGGUUUUAUCUUAAAGACAAGAAGUGUGUAGCAUGUUCUUCACUCACUGAGAAAUGUAACGAGUGUACUUUGUAUGAGUGUACUUCAUGUGAAAAAGAUUAUGUAUUGGACAGAAGGACUUGUUCAUUUUACAAAGAAAUAGCCGAGUGCAACGAGGCAGUCAACUCAAAGUGCACGUCCUGCUCUUUUUGGAAUGCUCCAACAUCAGAUGGGAAAAGUUGUGAAAAGAAAGUAGUUGUAUGGUUUGUAGUUAUAGUAGUCAUCAUAUGUCUUUUCAUUUUCGUUGGUGUUAUUGCUGGGAUUAUUGCGCUGAGUACUUACACCAUUUACAAAAACAACAAAUACAAAGUGCCAGAUGAUGUGAAUGUAUUUAAGAUGAAGUACUCCGACAUCAAGUUUGAACCACUUGGAGAGUCGUUUUUGGUAACUAAUAAACGAAUAAUUCAAUUUGACCAUAGUGAUGAGGAUCUAGCAAUCCCUGUUGGUGUUGAAACCCUUGAACAUUUGUAUCUUGGGAACCCAUCGAGAAACAGAGUGAAGGUUCAAUUCACUUUCAAAAAGAAUGAAGACAGAAAGUUCAAAAUGCGGUGUAAGCCGUCGAUGGUCACACUUGCUGGUGGUCGCGCUUGUGAAUUUGACUUGUACAUUAAGCCGUUGUGUACAUGUAAGAUCACCGAUCAAAUGCAUGUCGUUAUGUUGGAAUACAAAAGUGGUAUUACGUUGAUUGAGCCACUUCAAAUCGAUGCAAACACACAGAUGUCGACCCGACUCGAUUACGACGAGCUCAAUUUAGAGAAGCAAAUAGGUGAAGGGAGUUUUGGUGUGGUCUUUAGAGGGACUUUUAGAAACAAUCAAGUUGCAAUUAAGUUACUGAAGGUCCAAAAUGACGAAGACUCGAUGAACGAAUUCAUAAAGGAAGUCUCGAUGUUGGAUAAAUUCAGAUGCGAAUAUAUCGUCCACUUCUUUGGCGCCGUCUUUGUCCCCAACAAGAUCUGUAUGGUCACUCAAUUUGCCGAGUUUGGGUCGUUAUGUGACUUGAUCAAAAAGUGCCGCAAGAACAUCAAGAAGAGUCUUCGAUACAAGUUUGUCACCGAUAUGAUGCGUGGAGUGUUGUAUUUGCACUCCAAUGGUAUUAUGCACAGAGACAUCAAAUCAGACAAUUUCCUUGUCUUUUCAAUGAACGAAAAUUUGACGGUCAAUUGCAAACUGACUGAUUUUGGAUCUUCAAGAAACAUUAACUUACUGAAGUCUAAUAUGACAUUCACUAAAGGAGUGGGUACCCCCGCUUUUAUGGCUCCAGAAGUCUUAACACAAGACCGAUAUACUACAAAGGCGGAUGUGUACUCUUUUGCAAUUGUGAUGUACGAGUGCUUGGGAUGGUCAAUGGCAUACCCCAAAGAACAGUUUGUGUUUCCGUGGGACAUCGCUGAGUUUAUAAGCAAAGGGCAACGUCUUCCAAAACUCAAGGGGAUGGACGAUUGGGCGUACGAAAUCGUUUCGAUGUGUUGGAAACAUAAUCCAGCGGAACGGUAUACUAUAGAAAAGGCACUUGAUGUUCUUGUCCAGAAACUCAAAGAAUCCGACAAGUCUAACAACACAGCCGUGUAA